UCUGAGAGUCCCAGGAUAGAAUUCACAGAGGGCACCAGAAAUUUUUCAUGAUGUUCUGUCCUCCUUCCUUCACCAGCCGCUUUUAUUAUGGGCAUGGUAUAACCCACAAUUGGCUUAAACCUGGAUAAAAUUUUGGCUGAGGAGUAUAGACGAAAUUAAUAGUUUUCGCAUUUUAUUUUAAAUUUAUUUCUUGGAUUUAAGGUAAAAAUAGGAUGACUGAAUUCGCAAAAGCUGCAAAAAUAUAUAUUUUUAAGCCAGAAAAUGAAAUUUACGAGUUGAUUGGUGAAAGUAUUUUGCAAUUUGGUUGGGACAGUUCUGUUCAAGCCAUUGUAUUAUAUUUCACAAUAGAUAAUCAUACAUACGAAACUAAUUUAAUUCAUUCGUGGGUUGAUCGAGAAAAUAAUGCUUAUUGGGAAGAUCAAGAUCAAAAUUUGUUUCGAGCUUCCUUCGAAAGCCAAGCAGAUGUUAUGGAAUUUGCAUUUGCAUUUGUUAAGGGAAAUUCAAAUAAUUCACACGAAAAUACCAAAAGUCAAUUUGAAUCAACAUUUUCUGAAAAUAAUCAAUCGCUCAGUGUAACAAAGAAAAACAAAAUAUUGCCUUCUAAUUCCACUAAUUCCAGUCCAGUUAUGGAUUUUCCAGGGAGUUCGAACAGUACUCUCUUAACUAUCUCAGAAAAUAAAUAUCCCGAUUCCCUUCUUGUAGAAUCUGGGAAAAGAAAUAUUCGAAAAUCUUCUUCUAAAAAUGACAAAGGAACCCUUUUAGAAACUUACGUAAAAGUCCCUUUAAACGUUAAAAGUGUUGACGUCAUUUCAACAAUAUCUUCAGUUGAAGAACAUUCUCUUUCAAAAGAAAAUUCUACCGCAAAUGCCUUUGAAAUCGUCCGUAAAAUUUGUUGUCCGUUCGUGUCACCCAUUAUUAGAUGUCUACAGACUUUAGGUUCUCUAUUUCCACCAUAAAGAAAAUAUUCGUGUCUUCUCUGAUUUAUAUUUUUUAAAAGAACUACAUCAAUUAAUAUAAUGAUUUAUCAAUAAUUACCUAAUCAAAUAAAUAUAUUAUUUAACGUAGAAAAUGUGUUUAAGAAAUUUUUAAUUUGUUCAACUUUAAUUGUAUUGUGUUAUUAGUAGCAUAAUUUAAGAGGAAAAUACAAUUUGUGAGCUUGUAAGAUAUUUUA
Centruroides sculpturatus (bark scorpion) is the source of this 1171-nucleotide messenger RNA. RefSeq lists its product as uncharacterized. The coding region runs from base 213 to 956 and encodes 247 amino acids. The record is from RefSeq and is a predicted model, not a curated record. The transcript has 7 exons. Lineage: Eukaryota; Metazoa; Arthropoda; Arachnida; Scorpiones; Buthidae.